AUGUUCCGUUCCGCUGCACGAUGGGUACGGAAAGUUCGCAGGACAGAUCCCUCUCGGACCUGGCAGAGCUUCCGCGAUGCAAAGGUCAUCAACCCGUUCGCCGAGUACCAGUGGACUUCGCAGCCCUAUCCGGACUACAACAUGCCCAGGGUAGCAGAAGAUGCCCGGCCUCACCGGACGCUCAAAGCUUUGAGCCAUCAUGAUGAGAAGGGAUGGUGGCACAUCAUCGAUGCAAAAGGAAGAGAUGUCGGCAAACUUGCGGCCUUUGCAUCCCGACUUCUUCAGGGAAAGCACCGUGGCCGUGUGGAAAAGGUUUUCGUGGAGUUUCAGAGAAAGGCCUUCCACAUGAUAGGUGGCUGCAUCAUCUGCCUGUGCUACCAUUGGGGGAUCAAGCGCCAAGUCUUGAAGCCGGCCUACUUGGGCGACAGCGGCAGCGGCGACACCGCAAGUACGGCGAUGGACGCGGGCGCCGCCUUCCUGGCCGUGUCUUUGGUUUGUUGGGUCAUCGAGGCGGCACGUCUCUGCGUCCCCUCCGUCCAGGCUUGGUACCUGAAAACCUUCAAAGGCUUGAUUCGACAGAAGGAGCAUAACAAGGCAGCCGGGAUUGCGUACUUCCUUCCAGGCGCACUGGCCGCGAUGCUUGCAGCACCUAGCAAUUUUGCGAUUUUGGGCAUUCUCUUCCUCUCGGUGGGCGAUGCAGCUGCCUCGAUAGGUACAGCUUUUGGCUACAUUCCAGUUUUCAAUUCUGCUCGGAAAGUGGAAGGAAGUAUUGGUUGCUUCACGGUUUGCCUAGCUCUAGCCGUGUACGCUGGGCUUUCACCAGGAGUAUCCUUGAUAGCUUCCGUGUUUGUGACUCUAGGGGAGGUUCUGGCAGAAAUCAUUGGCCUUGAUGACAACUUCGUGAUCCCAAUGCUUGGAGUGCUCGGUGUGCGCAUCGGGCUCUACCCACAACUUGGCCAGAUGGCUGGGGUUGUGUGUGUGGGACUGGGCCUGGGUGUAGGUCUGGCAGCCAUUGUGGGUGCCACGACAGCAAAGGAGUCAAAGUGCUGCGACUACGCGCCGGAUCGGGUAAAAGGUGAUUCCGUGAUAAUCGUGAAUGCAAUCCACUUGCAUUUCCCUGGCCAUACCUGGGACACAAAGAUCUACAGAUUCUACCGAAACAGAAAGACGGAUCCUCGAGGACCCAAGGUCGUCACAGCCACCAGGUUGAUGAUGCUGAAUCCUUCAAUCGUUAUCUCACAGGCAGUCAAGGGCAUGUUGCCGAAGAACCUUUUGCGGCCGAACUGGCUGCGAAGGUUGUACUGCUACCCGGGAGCCAUCCAUCCGCACUGGGGAAUCCCGCAGGUGAUUGUGCCGGCUCAAAGAGGGCCUGAACUAUCCCCGGAUGCAUUCACCGUACAGGAUGCGGAGGUUCUGCCGGACGUAGACGCAGGCGAUUCCUUUCUGCUGAGUCCGGAAGCCGUUUGCAGCACAGCCCUCUUGCAACAUGCAACACUGUGGACCAACAAAGACGUCUGUCAGAUUUGGUUUGCUCUUGGAGAGUGCUUCUGGCAUCGAAGAAUUCUGCUUUAUGUUGGCAAGAACGCGUACAUCUGCGGAAAGUGUGGUGCAUUGAACGAGAUAAAGCCAACCGACGUCAUUCGAUGUCGCGAGUGCGGGUAUCGGAUCCUCUUCAAGAUGCGGAGCAGCAAGCCGAUGCAAUACCAGGUUCAGGGGGCCUUUGAUGACGUUGAGGCUUGGAUUUUUCAGGCCUUCGAGGGGCGAGUGCAGGAUUUGGACAUUGAUGAGGAACUGGAACUCGAACUUGCGCAGCGACGACGUGGAAUGCGCUUCUUUGCUGCAGGACGUGCGAGGGAUGGAAAGCGCUUCGCAUCCAUUCUCUUUCCGUUGUUCCAGGGAGAUCUCAACAAGGAUCUCUACGAGGAGGCCUUCUGCGAUGUACUGCGUGUCGCCGGAAAUUCGGUGAAGCCGGGGUCCAGGCAUAAGCUAUCCUUUCGUGCUGGCGUGUUAUUCUUCACCGCAGACAGCCUGGGCAACACGUAUGGUGUAGUUGCUUCUGAUGAUUUUCCGCUUGCGAACGCCUUCAGCUUUUUGGAAGAGAUGCUGCAGGUCUACCACAGCAUUGAUGUCGAGAUUGCCUUGAACGAGGCAGACGAGUCUCUGUGGUCCGAGCCGCGCUUUCGGGAAGAUGCGUUCGGUAUUCGCGAGCUGGCGGUUGCCAGUUGGAAGAAGCAGCAUUUCAGUUGCGACCAGGGGACGGCACGGCUCAGGUCCAGCUUUCGGCGUCUCGUCGUUUUUGAGAUGGAGUCAUUGUGGAAGCGUGAAGCCUUUUUUCUCUUUGCAAUCAUGUUCGGUGGAAAGAAGCUGAAAGACCUUACUGAAGAGGACAUCAGAAAAUAUGCUGCAUCUUUGGUGGCAAUGCAUGGAGGACAGGAGGAAGCUGCCACCGAUGAGGAGGUCAGGCCUGCGGCGAACGAGAAUGGCAACCGUAAUGGCUAUGCGGAGCGUGGCUCUCAGAACUACGGAUGUCAGCUCGUAGAGCAUGUAGAGCUCAGACGGGUGAACAUUCAGAAGAGGGCCCCAGGAUGGAGACCCUGGUUGCUGUCUGUCUCGUAUGGCCCUGAGGAAAGUUCUGCCCAUCGAAAGAGAUUGGCGCAGGCGCGCGUUGCCGAUGCUUUUAUCUCGGAAGUCGAUUUCUAUCAGGUGAUUGCGGAAAAUGCUGCUGGUGGUCAUGUCGAUGGCAUCGAAGCCGAGGGCGACACCGAAGCGGCGCUCCAGCAAAGGCCGAAUUCUUUGCGCUGUGCAGUUUCUUCUGCGCUUCGUGCUCGAACCGUCCGAAUUGAAAGCAUGCUCGCCAUGCCGCAGCCUGUCAGCAUACAGGCGCCAUCUCCUCAGUUCUUUGCCUACCACAACUUACAGGACACUGUCGAGCCACUAGGUGGCAGUGCUUCCGAAGUCCUCGACUUUCGGCGAGAGUGGUGCGAGCUGCAGCCGGCAGCGAGCACCACUUCUCGGCACGACAGCAGUCGAAGAGAUGGUAUUCUCUUGGUGGAGUUUUUGCAGCGGCAUGCGUAUGACUCCUGGGUUGAAGGUGCCGCUCGGUUGUCUGCAUGUGCCCUGCACGUUGGAAUAGACGGCCAUGCUUCUGCUGUUGCAGACGACGAGUUGAAAACAAGGACAGAAGGAGUUAGCUACAAGACCUAUAGAAGAGAUGCGCAGAAGGUGUCCUCCGUCGGUCCCAAGCCGGUCUGGGACUCCACAGGAGGCCCUGCUAUCCACGGUGUUGGAGGAAGGCCGCGACUGGAAAAGGGCAAGCUACAUCGGGUCAUCUGGAUGUGCUGGACUGGGAACAACCCGAUGCCAGCUCAUCUCCGACUUUGUAUGGAGACCGUGCGGCGCAAUGCUGGCUUGCCCGUUGUACUUAUCACGCCGCAAAAUGUGACCGAGUACGUGCCGGACCCGCAUCCUGCGUAUCCCUAUCUUCACUUGGCCCACAGAGCAGACUACUUGCGUUGCUACUUGCUGCACAACUAUGGGGGUUUGUACCUUGAUGUUGACACCAUUUGCCUGCGAAGUCUUGCGGGCCUCUACGAGCUGGUGGAGAGCAACCAAUUCGAUGCUGUUGGUUAUGAUGGAGCUGAAUGGGGUGAGCUCAUCGGUGUUUCAGACAUGGGCCCUUUUCGGCCCAACUCGGAGCUUACGCAGCUUUGGUUCAAUGCUCUUCAUGGUCGGCUGGAGGAGAAGCUUCCGGAGGUCAUGAGCCAGAAGACUGACGUUUUCUACUGGCAGGAGAUACUGCGAGACGUUUUUGUGCCCGUCAGCCUUGUCCACAGCCAGCGCAUCAGCAAGGCUCUGCUCGCGCACAAUCCGGAGAAGGAGACGCUGUGGGCGGUCCGGCCUUUUCAGGAGGCUCUGGGGAAGGAGCUCCGUUCGCACAUACUUAUCUUAAACAAUGCCAAGUACGGUGAUGAGCUUGGUCAGCUGUCCGAGGACGAGAUUCUUGGAGGACCUGCAGUGCUGAGUCAGCUUCUGCGUCACUCGCUGGGCCUGCCAGAUGUGAUCUGA
Symbiodinium sp. CCMP2592 is the source of this 4065-nucleotide messenger RNA. Lineage: Eukaryota; Dinophyceae; Suessiales; Symbiodiniaceae. The record is from the annotation of a GenBank genome assembly.